Lathyrus sativus (Indian pea) is the source of this 375-nucleotide messenger RNA. Lineage: Eukaryota; Viridiplantae; Streptophyta; Magnoliopsida; Fabales; Fabaceae. The record is from the annotation of a GenBank genome assembly.
AUGCACAGACAAUCCUUAGGUUCACCAUCUUCCAAACUCCAUCUCCAUGGAGUCAUCAACGACGCAGAAACUCUCAUCGCCGACGAACCACCGAAACCUCACCGUCUCUCUUCACCACCUCCCACACCGCACAAGUUCAUCCACCUCAUUCCAAUCCUCACUCUUUUCUGCUUUUUCAUCCUCUACUUCUUCUCCCACACUCCUUCACCUUCAGACCUAGAUCACCAUUUCACCGGAUUCAAACGUCAUCAUGCAGAAUUGAAUAGUGAUAUUGGAGUGCAUUACGCUGAGGCGAAAAGAAGCGAUGGAUUGGCGAUUAGAAGUUUGCAACAGAUUCCUAAAUCUCAACUUCACAGAAAACUCGCCGAUUUUUGA